Solenopsis invicta (red fire ant) is the source of this 3476-nucleotide messenger RNA. It is a transcript of the gene Atg14, whose product is annotated as beclin 1-associated autophagy-related key regulator. Lineage: Eukaryota; Metazoa; Arthropoda; Insecta; Hymenoptera; Formicidae. Gene Ontology annotation, cellular component: extrinsic component of omegasome membrane; phosphatidylinositol 3-kinase complex, class III; extrinsic component of phagophore assembly site membrane. The transcript has 9 exons. Gene Ontology annotation, biological process: mitophagy; cellular response to starvation; autophagosome assembly. Bases 1 to 1452 code for a protein of 483 amino acids. The record is from RefSeq and is a predicted model, not a curated record.
AUGGCGACGAGUAGCUCCGAUGGCUCCUGCACCGCGCCCGCGGAUUUUCAGCUCUCAUCCGAGCUGGAGGACGCGUCGAGUCGCUUGAGCAUGAACCUGCUCAAGUGUCCGUUGUGCCAUAACAGCCGUCGGAUUUUUUACUGCCGCCAGUGCAUCCAAAACGGGGAUUUUAUACAUUCGAACACCGUCUACUCGGAACGGUUCGCAGAUAAACAGAUGCGGCUGGUACGGCUGAAAGCUGCUAGAGCCCAGUUAGAGGAGAAGUGCGUGAAAGCUCUCGAGAGGCACAAGCAAAAAGAUAAAUUGAUUUGUGAUAUAAAUACAUGUAAAGAAAGAGUGAGACUACUUCAAUCUUUAGUAAACGAGACAAGGCAAAGUAUCAGUAGAGGUAACCAACGUUUGACUGUUUUGAAGGAUGUCAACUCUCAGUUAACUCUUCGAGUGCCACGGCACGAAGAUAGAAUAGAGAAACUACAUCGCUAUGUUAAUGGCUUGAAAGUUAAGCAGGAGAAACAGAAAGAAGCAGUGGACAGAAAAAGGGAGCAACUAAAGAAAGUUAUCAGAACUGCUGCCAAGCAAUUGAUUCAAUACAUUUUUCCCUUAUCUAAGGUCCAACCAAACAGGAGUUUGUGCAGCAGCGAGGACAGUGACAGUGCCACUUCGGAUAUUCUUACUAGUGCAUUAGCGGAUGCAUCGGGUACAUCGUACGUACGAGGUAGAUGGAUCAGCGAGAAGGAGAGUUCUUUGGAAAUCCAUCAUUGCAUAGUUGAACCAACGUUACCAGCGACAGGAGACUAUAACGCUUAUUCGCUUUGGGUUGCAGCAAAUAAAGAUGGAGUACCAGGUGCGAACAAAGAAAACGCGAUGCACAAUCCAGCGUAUAAUAUCAGUGCUGCUUUGACAUAUGCUACACAAUUGGUUAACGUUCUUGCUUAUUAUGUUAAUGUGAGGUUACCAUACAAACUUGCUUGUGGGGAAUUUUGCGGGAAUGAAUUAUCGGACCAAAAAUUUGCUAGAAAAGUAGCAAGGUUAAAUAGUAAUGUACUACAUUUGUGUCUUACGCAAAAUACAAAACUAGAAGUUUUACAUCCAAUGCAUACAUUGCAAAACCUGAUGCAUUUGCUCAAUACCGAAAUUAGUGAUCUCGGCAGAAUUGGACCAAUGGAAGUCGAUCCGUCUGUAAUAGCACAACUUCACAAUCAGUUAGUUCCCGAUUUGGAAAAUAGUGAUGAUUCAGCUUCCGAUGAAGAAGAUGUAUGCUGGGGAUGGGAGGCUGUAAGUCAUACUUCUGUACCAAAUAUUGCUUGUCCCGAAAUGGCAGUACCUAGUUCUGGAACGAUGGUUAGUCAACAAUCUUCUAGCAUGCAAGUGCAUCAGAGUGUCGCCGGUGGCUUGGUAACGAGUGCAGCAGCCAGUAUCGCUUCGAUUUGGCGAGGUUGGACUAAUAAAUAACUUUUUCCUUUUGACCAAUAAGUUUCUUUCGAUAUAAACACAUUUACUGUAUAUUUCGAAUUCUUCAAAUCAAAGGGUGGAAAGGUGCUUCGAAGUAAAAAUGAUAUUUAUAUAUAGUAAUAUUUAUAUAUUGUGAAGGCACGGAUGUGAUUUAAAAUCAACAUGUAAAUAUGUGACUUUCUUAACUUACACGUGACAUUCAAAGUAGUUCAAAUAUGCUGUGACAGAUUCCGUUAGAUCUGAUGUCUAACUUAGGUCGAAUUUAAAGUAACUAGAAAAGAAUUAAUAAACUGGCUGUUUAAUAAAUUUAUGGACAUUUUAUAUUUCAAUUGCCUCACGAAAAUAAUAGAUUAGAUUAUAAUAUAUUAAUGGUCUAUAAAACAGAUGUAUGUUAAUUAACACAGAUGUAUACUGAUGUAGAAUUUAUGGUAGAACAUAUAAAUGUGCAAUGACUGCCUUUUCUAUGCUCAUCGCAUUUGAUGCGAUUAUACAUCCAUACAAACGAGAUAUACUUCCCUCUAUUAUGUUAUUAAUAUUUUAUACUGCGGGAUUCGUUUAAUGCAGAAUUAGCAUUAAAAUCUGUUCAUAUAAAAAUUUUUGAGCAUAUAACUUGAGAUUGUAACCAAACUUUUGCUAUCUUUUGUUUGACGACAAAAAACUUUGAUUGCAAUAACAUAAUGCAUCGAUUGCUAAAUAUUAUUGAAUAAAUUUAUUUGAUAUGCUAAAUGAUAUGCUGAAAUACUUUGGUAAAACUGUGGAGAAUGCAUACAUUUAUAUUAUUUAUUAUAUAUGAGAGACUAUGGUAUAACACUGUAUAUUUUUUACUAUAGCAUAAAAAUAGAAUUUGUUAAACAUUUCAUACUUAAUAAUAUAAGAGAAAAGUAUUUUAAAGUACAUUACGUUAACUAAUUUGAUUAUAUUAAGCAUAUUAACAAAGAGCAUUGAUAAAUAGUAUUGUGGUCAUUGUAGAAUAUAUGAUCAUCCAUAAGAAACUAGCACACAGUUCUACAAAGAAAAUAGUUAAUAUGGUUUUCCAAGUUUAAUAUUUAAUCCAGUCACUCUAGAAUAAUUCUAUUUUAUUUUUGUACAAUGUAUUUAACUUUGUAUUUUUAAAAUUAAAAAGUAAGUCAUCCCUGAUUAUCAUCCAAUAUCCUGAAGGCCAGGAUGAAGAUAGUUAAUAAUUUGUUGAUCAUUAUAAAGUUAAAGUAAAUGUGUAGGCAUAAUAUAUUUCAACUGUAUGAUCAAAAUGCUUUCUGUGAAAUAGUUCUCAUCAGACAUUUAAAAUUUCUUAGGAACUGAAUCCUUUUUUUCUAGACACUGUAAGAAUAAAAACAAAUGUGUUGUAGAUAGACAAAUACUUAUUCAUUAUAAUAAUGCAUAAUUUUCUUAUGCAUAUAUCCAAUUUUCUUAAUUAUGUUACAGCGUUUUAUAAACAUAUGACAGAUAGGAAAAGAGAAUUUCACACAAAUAUAGACAAAUUACAAUAUUAAAAUGUUAACAAACAUAAAUCUACAUGAUUUAGCACAAUUGUAUAUCUUAUUUAAUAACACACACACACACACACACACACUUGUGUAGUUACUUUGACGUGGUUACUGUUCGUAGUAUUAAAACAGACGUUACCAGUACACUUCAAAUUAAACGUUUAAGUUGAAUAUGAAUAGAUAAUGAUAAAUUUGGAUUACAAAGCGCAACAAUUUAAGUAAAUCACACCUUUGGAAAUGUACAACAAAUAAAAUAUAUGAAAUAGCGUAAAUAUUUCAUACAUAUGUGGGUGUGCAUGAAUGGGUGAAUAUAUAAUUUUUAUCUUACCGUAAAAUGGCUAUGUUUUAUCUGAACAAAGAUACAUUGUGAUACCUCGAAUAAAUUAGGAUCUGUUUUUUUUUUUAUUGUUAUUGCUAUAUAUUUAAGUAAUAUCAAUAAAAAAAAUCGCAUACUUUUUAAAUAUAUCACUAACGGUAUACCCAUGUACCACUUUAGAUCUUUUGUAUCAUCUUCAAUAUUUUGGAAUAAACAUGUAAAAA